This is a messenger RNA of Xiphophorus couchianus (Monterrey platyfish), 1592 nucleotides long. It is a transcript of the gene spryd7b, whose product is annotated as SPRY domain containing 7b. Bases 41 to 631 code for a protein of 196 amino acids. NCBI's taxonomy places the organism in Eukaryota, Metazoa, Chordata, Actinopteri, Cyprinodontiformes, Poeciliidae. The record is from RefSeq and is a predicted model, not a curated record. Gene Ontology annotation, molecular function: protein binding. The transcript has 6 exons.
GCCCCUCUGCCGCUAGGUGUCACUGGAUCGGGAGGAAAGAAUGGCCGCUAUGUUUACGUGUUGUUUCGGCUGCUGCGGAGAGGGCGGCUCGGGGCACAUACCCCUCAAGGAGAUGCCCACUGUUCAGUUAGACACUCAUCACAUGGGUACAGACGUCGUCAUUGUAAAGAGCGGCCGGAGAAUAUGCGGGACUGGAGGCUGCCUUGCCAAUGCUCCUCUGCAUCAGAACAAAAGCUACUUUGAAUUUAAGAUCCAGUCCAGUGGUGUGUGGGGAAUUGGAGUGGCCACUCAGAAAGUCAAUCUUAACCAAGUGCCUUUGGGCAGAGACACAAACAGCCUAGUCCUGCGGCAUGAUGGCUCGGUGUACCACAACGACGAAGAGAAGAAUCGUUUGCCUGCAAACAGCCUUCCUCAGGAGGGCGACAUCGUGGGCAUCACGUACGACCACGUGGAGAUGAACCUGUAUCUUAAUGGAAAGAACAUGCAUUGUCCUGCCUCAGGGAUCCGUGGCACCGUCUACCCAGUUGUUUAUGUGGACGACAGCGCCAUCUUAGACUGCCAGUUUAGCGACUUCUAUCACACUCCUCCGCAAGGAUUUGAGAAGAUCCUCUUUGAACAACAGAUCUUCUAAAUGAGCGCCUCCUCUAAAUCCUACAGCACCAUCUGUGACACUACAGUUUGACUUUGGCUAUUAUUUUGAUGUGUAACUUGACUUCAUCUCAUGUCGUUUGUGUUGAUUACCUUGUCUUUUCCUGCUGCUUCGGAUUGUUCUUGUGUAUUAAAGAAGUGGGGAUGUCUGAUAUUACUCUGCUGUUGUGGGCUGCUGCAGUCUGUGCAGGCAGGAAUAAAAAUAAUUGCCUCGUUUCACCCUCAAUCAACCUAUGUAAACAGAACAACUUUCACUUGCUGCUUACUUCCACGAUGUGUAGUUACCGAACAAAUGUUGUAACAGUGAGAUGUUCCCGGUUUCAGGAUCAGAAGCCAUAUUUUAAAUUGCUUUAUUCCUAUCUUUUUCUGUUUUUAACCUUCCGAAGGAUCUACUGACGUCUCAAAAUGCAUCACAUAUUUAUUUAUAUUUAUUUUACUUUCAUAUCAAAGCGAUAUGUCUUUUUUUUUUUUUGCUGUAUCACAAAACAUGUAGUUUUAGCUGCAAAAGAAGAAGGAUUUGGUUGUUUUAAGUGUAGGGACAUCUUCAUGCCACAUUGUUUGAAUUUUUGUUGAGAGAGCAACGUUUUAAAAAGACUGACACUAGCAAAGCAGUUCAAAUUCCAGGUGACAUCCAGUGCCUGGUUGUUUGUUGGUGCUGGAAAUUGAUUUACGUAGACAAGUAUAUAGUUGGAUUACUUUGCAAAUCACUGUUCUUGAUAAUCCUUUUCUUUCUCAGUCUGUUUAUUCAAAGAGAUUAUUACGAGAGUGGCGCUGGUUGUUUCCGAUUAGAGAUGUAUCUACAAAUAUAUCAAGUAGUUUUGUGCUGGCAAAGCAUACCAGCUGCUGAUGUGACAGUAAAAUAUGUCAAAUGCUUGUCUUUGCACUAAUGACGCUGUACAAAUCCAAAUAUUGUUAAUUCAUUGAACUUGUGUUUUUGGAGGCGA